AGUUCCGGGAGGACGAACCGCCUUGAGGCGGCAAUUCUGGCGUUUUGUUGGCGGCUUUCGGGUCUAUUCACCUGGUCAGACGCCUCCGAAUCGCCAGGUCCGGACCGAGGUGGCGGCAGAGGAGGCGCCGUCCCCACGGCCCAGGCGGCUCUGAGGCUCGGCGACACCGCCCGGGGCCCCGCGCCAGGCCCGGGCCAGGGAGCGCCGCGCCCGGCGCCUCGUCUCCCGCCGCUCCCGGCCCCGCGCCGCCCCCAAGGCCGAUGGCGGCGGCCGCGCGGAGGGAGCCGGCUCAGGACAGUGUGAUCUUUCACGAUGUUGCUGUGUACUUCUCCUGGGGGGACUGGAGGCUCCUGGAUGAGGCUCAGAGACGCCUGUACCUGGAUGUGAUGCUGGAGAACUUUGUGCUCAUAUCCUCUCUGGGUUGCUGUUGUGGAGCAGAGGAUUUGGAGGCUCCCUUUGAACAGAGCAUUUCUGUAGAAGUUUCAACUGCCAGGGCUCCCACGGCAGCCCCAUCUUCCCAGAAGACCCACCCCUGUCAGAUGUGUGGUCCAGUCUUGAGAGACAUUUUCCACUUGGCUGAGCAGCAGGGAACACAACACAGCCUGAAACUGUUGAGGUGUGGGGCUUGUACAAAACAGUUUUAUUUCAGUGCAAAGUUUCAACAGCACCAGGAGCAGCACAUGGGAGACAAACCCUUCAGAAGCAGUGUGGACACGGCCUCGUUUGUGAAGAGCUGCAGAUUCCAUGUGUCAGGGAAGCCCGUUCCCUGUGGGGAGGUUGGGAAGGACUUCCUGGCAAGCUUGGGACAUCAACAGCAGUAGACCACUCAUACUGGGGAGAAGCCAGACAAAAUCACCCAAUGCAGGGCCACUUUACCAGGCAAAAAUAGUCGUUAUACCUGGGGAGAAUGCAAGAAGGCCUUUGGUCCCAAACAUAUACUUGUUCAGGACCAGGGUGUUCACACUGGAAGACAGUAUUUUGUGUACCAUGAAUGUGGUAGGACAUUCAGGUACAAAUCCUCAUUUGUUGUGCACCAGAGAGUCCACCCUGGAGGAAGCCUUCAUGUGUGUGGAGAAUGUGGCAGAUCUUUUAUCCGAAGUUCAACCCUCAGUCAACACCAAAGAAUUCAUACUGGGGCAAGACUGUGCAAGUGCAGCAAAUGUGGGAAAUCCUUAAGCUACCAAUCUUUCCUCAGUCAUCCCCAGAGGGGGCACAAUCGAGAGAACAGCUAUGUCUGCAGUGAAUGUGAGAAAUCUUUUAGACAUAGCUCAAUAUUCAUUCAGUACAAGAGAGUUCAAAUUGGAGAAAAGGCUUAUAAGUGUAGUGACUGUGCAAAAUCUUUUACCUCUAGUGCUGCCCUCAGUUAUCAUCGAAGAGCUCACACAGGAGAAAGGCCUUAUGAGUGCAGUGAUUGUGGGAAAUCUUUUUUCUCUAGGUCCAUCCUCCAUUAUCAUCAGAGAGUUCAUUCUGGAGACAGACCUCACAAGUGCAAUGAAUGUGGGAAAUCUUUUAUCACUCGUACUGCUCUCCAUUAUCAUCACAGAGUUCACACUGGAGAAAGGCCUUUUGAGUGUAGUGCAUGUGGGAAGUGCUUUACCCAAAAACAUAACAUUAUACACCUAAGAGUUCGCUCAGGAGAAAGGCCUUAUGAGUGUGCAGAAUGUGGGAAAUCUUUUACUUUUAGCUCCAGCCUUCAUUAUCACCACAGAGUUCACACAGGAGAAAAGCCUUAUGAGUGCCAUGAGUGUGGGAAAUUUUUUAACAAUGGGUGGACACUCAUUCAACACCAGAGAAUUCACACAGGAGAAAAGCCUUAUAUGUGCAGUAAAUGUGGGAAAUCUUUUACCUUCAGCUCCACCCUCCAGUAUCAUCAGCAAGGUCACCUUGGAGAAAGGCCUUAUGAGUGCAGUGAAUGUGGGAAAUCUUUUACUACUAGCUCUGCCCUCCAUUAUCAUCACAGAGUUCACACUGGAGAAAGACCUUAUGAGUGCAAUGAAUGUGGGAAAUCCUUUAAGGACAGAUCACAAUUCAAUAAACAUCAGAGAGUUCACACUGGAGACAGGCCUUAUGAGUGUAAUGAAUGUGGGAAAUCCUUUAGCCAAAAAUCUUCCCUCUCAAUACACCAGAAAAUUCAUAAUAGAGAAAGGCCUUAUGAGUGCAGAGAAUGUGGGAAAUCUUUUACCUCUACCUCUGGUCUUAGUUAUCAUCAGAGAGUUCACUCAGGAGAAAGGCCUUAUGAAUGUGGUGAAUGUGGGAAAUCUUUUAUCUUUAGCUCCAAACUCCGUUAUCAUCAGCGAGUUCACACUGGAGAAAGACCUUAUGUGUGCAGUGAAUGUGGGAAAUCUUUUUUCAGUAGUGACACUCUCUCUUAUCAUCUGAGGGUUCACGCAGGAGAAAGGCCUUAUGAGUGCAGUGAGUGUGGGAAAUCUUUUACCUCUAGUUCCACCCUCCGUUAUCAUCAGAGAGUUCACACAGGAGAAAGACCUUAUGAGUGCAGUGAAUGUGGGAAAUUUUUUAUCUCCAGCUCCAACCUCCGUUAUCAUCAGAGAGUUCACACUGGAGAAAGGCCUUAUGAGUGCAGUGAAUGUGGGAAGUCUUUUAUCUCUGGAUCCAAACUCCGUUAUCAUCAGAAAGGUCACACAGGAGAAAGGCCUUAUGACUGCAGUGAAUGUGGGAAAUUUUUUAUGUGAAAAUCCAUCCUCUCUAGACAUCGGAGAGUUCACACUAGAGAAAUGCCUUAGAUGGGCAGGGAAUGUGCAGUUUCCUGUUUAGUGGAAUUAGACUAGUGGAAACUCUGUGAGGAGCCAUCUGUUCGAAUUGGUUCUCAUGCAUCUGAACAUGCAUGGUGGGGAGAUUUCCUAUAGGUGUCAGUUACGUGGGAAGCUUCUGUAAUAUGUUGCUCUUUCUAACUUGUCCAAGGAUCCUUUCAGAUUUAUGCCACUCCUAGUUUCUGUGACCAAAGCCAUUUCACCUGUGCCAUCUGACAGGUCACAGUGUGCAUAAGUCACCACCCCAGUGUGCUCAGGGAAGCUGACCUCUGUUCUCCCAUGAAUUAGAGCAAGUUAGGAGUCACCUGAGCCCUCAGGGGUCAGCUUUCCCUCUGCCUUGACUACCUUGCACAUGGACCUGAGUCACUGUUGGCCCAGAAAAUACCACAAGUAGGGCUGGCAGUUUGCACAGAAUGACUAACUUCUUCAGGACAUGUGAUGUCACAUGAUACUUGGGAUGAAUUGUUCCAGCUGCCAAGUCACAAACUAGAACUACCUGCUGCAUGUUGCUUUGUCUUGUACAACAAUGAUGGCCUUAUAAUUUAAAUCCUCUUUAAUCUUAGGUGUUCUAUUUACUGUGUGGGGUAGUUCAUAAACAGAUUCAGGCUCUACAAGCAUGAAGGGGUGAACAACUUUUUAUGGGUCUCAAACUUAGCGUGCCUGAGGAGAGACAGUAUGAUGACAGAAAAUAACUUCUCAGUUUUGAGCAAAUUUCCAUUGCUCCCAAAGCCUCCCAGGAAAGACUGCAGGGUUUUCUGGUCCUCAUCUGAGGCCUGGAUGCUGUGAUUCAGGAGGCUCAGUGAUGACCCUGAGGAGAGGGUGUGAGAACCUCAAGUGGAUCUGAGGGCAGCAUGACCUUUUUCCCUUCACAGGAGGUCUCACAGGGGACGUCAGCACUGUGGAGGGGAUAUCUUCCCAUCUACAAAGAGCCAUGUGGCCUGGUGUCCACAGGUCAUUGGGAAAAAGUCACUAGUUGUAAGACUGUUGGGUCUAGGGGAAACCAUAAUUGGUGGAGAAACACUGGCUUAAGAGAGUGGAGGAGACUUCAGCCAAAUAGAUGGAAUGUGCCUCUUCUAAAAGUGCAUCCAGGAAUAGUUCUGUGACAGUGACUGUGCAGGAUCAGUUUGUACACAAGUCUAAGGAUUGCCAGGCAUGUUUAUCUUGUGUAGCUGAAGUCACUGUCUGAGAAUGUAAUAAAAAUAAUUGAAAGGUUUUGUGGA
Equus caballus (horse) is the source of this 3988-nucleotide messenger RNA. Lineage: Eukaryota; Metazoa; Chordata; Mammalia; Perissodactyla; Equidae. The record is from RefSeq and is a predicted model, not a curated record.